AUGAGUAGACGUCGUAGAUCAUUUGUUGGUAAUCAGCAUGACUCAGUAUUAAGCACAGAUGUGCAUGAUACUGUUAAGGAAAAUAACAAUAGCAAAACGAACGAAUAUACACUUUUCUCAGCUGCUUGUUUACAUGUCUGUAAUGAAAUCGCCGCAGCCAUUCGUCCAUUAUAUCCACCGCGUGUAUGGGAUGAAUUGGGUAUUGUAUUUUAUGUAACAUUCUGGAGUUUACAGUCAAGUGACUUAGUUGUCCCUGAAUCAGCUUAUCAACGGCAAAUUCAACAGUUGAAAGAACAAAUUCAACAGAUUGAUGCAUCUGGAAGUACUUGGAAUUCAGCAAAAAAGAAACGUGAAAUAGAACGUUUAGAAAAUUUAAUUGAGCGAUUGAACGCUGAGCAAUCAGAACGUGAAGAACAUGUCACUCGUGUACGUGCUUGGCUUAUGACUGAACGUGACAAUUGGUUUCAAACAAGAUUGGCUACAAAAACUGAUACAAUUACACAAUUCUUACAGUUGUGUAUUUAUCCUAGAGUGUGUUUCACUGCUGCGGAUGCUAUCUAUGCUGCACAAUUUAUGCAUGUAUUGCAUCAAUUAAAAACUGCACGAUUUUCUACGUUAAUCUGUUUAGAUAGAAUCUUCAAUGAUAUAACCCUACCGACAAGUAUGUGCACUGAAGAUGAAGCACAUCGCUAUGGUCGAUUUCUGUGUGCAGUAUUAGAGUUAGUUAUGCGUUGGCAUGCUAGUGAAGAAGUAUUCAAUCAAGAAUGUGGUCAAUAUCCUGGCUUUGUUACAGUCUUCAGAAAGACUUACCAAGGUUUAGACGCUAACACAAAACCGGAUCAAUUACAGUAUGAAAAUUAUCGGCAUGUAGUGCAUAAAUGGCAUUAUCGGAUAACAAAAGCAAUUGUUGCAUGUCUUGAAUCAGGGAAUUAUGUACAAAUACGUAAUGCAUUGAUUGUACUGACGCGUAUCCUACCACAAUAUCCAAAAAUUAUACAAUUUGGCAGUGCUGUAGAAAGGCGUGUGAUCAAACUAAAAGAGGAAGAAAAAGAUCGUCGUCCUGACUUAAAGGCUUUGGCAUUCAGUUAUGCUGGUUUAAUGCAUCCACGUAAGGCUAAGUGGGUUAGUGAAGAAGAGUUUCAUUUAAAAGAGAAGACAACACGUCCUGAGAUUAAUACCAGCUAUUCGGUUAAUCAUCAAAACCCUAACAGUGGUAGUAAUAUGAAUACAUCCCAAUUCUCUAGUCGAACUGUUUCGCAUACAGACACUAGUGGUGUUACCGCUACUGCUACGCCAACUACUGCUCAUAAUCUACGUGGGCAGUCAACAGUUAAUCAACAAACAAAUUCUUUUAAUCCUAAUUCUGCUAAUGCUAAUACUACGGGUAGUAGUAGCAGUAGUAGCAAUAUCCAGUCUUCUGCGCCGGCUGGUAACGCUAAUACUACUAGUACUACUGUUAAUACUUCAAUUGGUUCUUCAACAUUUGAACCGCCACAUGUUUCUGUUCCUGUACGUCGGAGUACGACAACAAAUAGUUCAGUAGCACCACCGUCAAGUGGAAAUGAAACACGCUUACGUAGUCAAACAGCGAAUCCUCCUGCUGUUUCUGUGGAAACUUCAAAAUCUGCUUCAACUGUGAAUACAUCUACAUCUGGUUCAUCGUCUACGGGAGCAGUGGCUAACAACAGUGUUGCUAGUUCAGCUACAUCUCAAACCACUACUCAGAGCAAAUUACGGUCUAGUCAACGCCUAGAAGCGACCGUGUCAGUUACAGAUGAAGAUGCCCCUGCUGUAUCAAAUUCUCAGUCUCAUUCAUCAUCUAAACGUCGUCGAGUGGAAACAGUCAAUUCUAAUAAUACCAACAGUGCAAAUGGUUGUGUUCUGACAAUGUCUUCGUCGAAGGUGAGCACUUGAUGCAAUUCUGUCUAUAUGUCUGUCUAUCUCGGUGUGUUAUAUGGUGAAAUCUACCUUAAUGUGAUUACCUGCAAGUUCACAAAGAAAGCAGUUAACACUUCUAAUUUAAUUGAUUAAUCUAUUGCCCACGAGCCGUUUCCAGUAAUAUUCUUUGGAAGGAGUUUAUUUUUCUCAGUAUCAUGAAGCUAACUUCAUUGUGAUCUCAAUGACAAGUUGGAUGUGAUGUGAAAAGAAAACAGAAUUCUUCAAUCCAACUAAUUUAUCCUGUCAAAUGAAAGUUUUAGAAGUGAAAAGCAAACUUCUAAAUUAAUUAACUACACAACUACUCACUUUAAAGUAGGCACAUUCAAAUAGCGAUUCCCAAAUAGGCCGCAACGUGAGUCCUGAAUUCCACUGCUAGCCACCACUAAACGGAUCACUUGGAGUUAUUACUCUUGGUUAUGUGGAGGCAUCUGUUGAAGGAAAUGACGUAUCCUAAUGAAAGCAAUCGACACCUCUAGUUUAACUGAUUGAUAUAUUUCUAACGAACCUUAUCGAGGAAUAACAUUUGGAAGGUGUUGAUUUUUGGAGUAUCAUAAUCGAUACUUAAUGAUUGUAAAUAUGUCUCCUUGGAACUAUAAAAUACAUGAAUAUGCUGUCGAUAAAGACGUUGUUAGUGUAACUUUCACUCAUUCUUGGAGGCAGAUAGUAAACCAGUUGUAAGUUGAAGUUAAUCGACUAUUGAUGGUACAUGGAUGUGUGUAAAUAUGUUUCGUAAACUGUUUCCCUGCUUACUACUGUGUUUUGGAUCUCUGGCUAAGUCGAUAGACUCACUUUUCAUCCAACCUUUGUUAACGAUGUUGUACCAUUCGAGCUUCUGUGAUCUUCUUGAUGAUUACCUUUAAUUGGGAACAUUUAAGAAACUGUGUUUUGUAAUAUUUGGUGGAAAUUAAGAAAUUAGUCCAAAGUCAAUACCUCCGGUUUUUAAUAUUUUUUACUGGUACCAAAGCUGUUGUUAUCUCUUGAAAUGAUGGAGAGGACGUAAUUGGCGUUCUUGCGUUCUUUGAGCUGGACAGUUCAGUUGUGAAGCCAAUUAAUUGUAAUGGAGUGUGUCGUGAAAAGAUGACAAAACUUUCCUAUCCAUUUGGUUUACUGUGUCAAUGAAAGCUUGAGUAACGAUGGGAAGACAUCCAAGUGUCUUAACUGUACACCAUCACUCCACGGAAUGCUGGUACAUCCAGCCGACGAUUACACCGCUAGCCACCACCAGACAAGUCCCUUCGAGUUAUCAAUCUUAGUAAUAUCGAAGCAGCUAUUGAAGGAGCUGACAUACGAAAAGGCUUUGGUCAAUUUAGUCCAAAUACAUAUUUAUAUAUGUCAGUGGGAAAUCACAAAUAUGAGAAUGAAUAACUACAAGGUGAAAUGAGAAAAGAGGUGACAGGUGAAGAAGUCAAUAAAAAGAAGGAGAAUUUGAAUAUUUCCGUUCUUAACUGAUCUAUUGGUCAGAAAGAUGAAGGAUAUUAUAAAUGGGCAUCUUAUAUCUAUCGUUAGACGGUGUGUGUGUGUACGUCUUUGUUAGCCAACUGAGAACACAAUACCUUCUUACAAAGUAUUUUAGAAACUUGGAUUACAAUUUGCUGACUUUAUUCACCUUGAAUUCUCAACGAAUUGGUUUGUGUUGUUGUGUGACCGCGAGAUGGGUGUUAUUAUGUCUUGCUUUUUUCAUACUGAGG
Molecule: messenger RNA, 3626 nt
Organism: Trichobilharzia szidati
Lineage: Eukaryota; Metazoa; Platyhelminthes; Trematoda; Strigeidida; Schistosomatidae
Source: the annotation of a GenBank genome assembly